AUGCGUGGGAGUACGGCCGGGUUAGCCGACACGCUCGCGACAGACCGACACGCGCGGGCCCGUAGCCUGCUUCUAAAAUUCGCAGAUGAGGUGUUCGGAAGUGCUGUAGUAGCCCCCGCGGUUGUGACUUACUGGCGAGGGACCUGGUCGCUGAUGGACUUCUACGUCCUGCCUAAACAACCAGUGAACAGCGGGAUAGCAGCCCUCGUGUUUGGUUUGAGCGUGAACUUCUUUUUGUGCGUAUUCCAGACGCAAUUGAGCAAGCAUAUACGCCCUGAUAAGGGUAGAUUUACGUAUUAUGUGCUCUCGAGGCUAUACACUUAUGUGGCUGCAUUGGCGUGUGUUGGCGUGUGGCGAGGAGUACGGAACCUCCUCGAUGCAUGCACGGAAGGUAGUGCAACGAUUGUCAUUUACGUCACGGCAGCAGCGACGUUAUCUCUAGCGGCGUUACGGAGUCUAAGGAAUAUAUCGGCUGCCCCGUUUGCUGUUCUUAUUGACGCGCCUAAGGAUUUUUUCAAUGUUCCUACUUUGUUUAGAACGAGUAAUCAGAAAACGGCUCUAUACAUACUGGACUGUUUGUUUUCUGUGACUGUGAUCGGGUCACUCGUGGUGGUCGUGUGGGGAGGUCUGUGGGGAGUGAUUGACAUUUACCUCUAUCCAGAUGAUCCUGUCAAAUCUUGCUGGAUGUCACUUAUAGUAGGUUACUCUAUGGUAUUUCUGACGUUUUCGCUGCAGGCGCCUAUGCAGUGGGUUGUCGCAAGACUUCAGGGAGCCCCAAGGCUGUUGAUCGCUGAUGUUUACUUCUUUCUUUCCUUCGCUUCCACGGUGAAUGUAUGGCGAGCAAUUUGGGGAUUUCUGGAUAUUUAUUUUUUGCCAGAUUCGCCUCUCUUAAGCAACUGGUCUUGCCACAUCGUAAGUCUGGCGUUGCUGAUUCUCUUAAAUUGUUCAAAUUCAAUUCUUGUACGAGGAGUUUAUAUAGACGCAGAGGAACCGGCGGGCGAAUGCGUCAUUUUCUCCUGCCACUACCUCCGACUCUUCUUUCAGAAGAAAAGAACAAAGCGACAUAAAGCUUUAGACUUAACGAAAAAAAUGGAGGAAGCCAGUGUGCCUUUGCAAACACCAGAAGAGAAAUUGUAG
Molecule: messenger RNA, 1137 nt
Organism: Pieris macdunnoughi
Lineage: Eukaryota; Metazoa; Arthropoda; Insecta; Lepidoptera; Pieridae
Source: the annotation of a GenBank genome assembly